AUGUGCCAGCCCCAGCAACAGUUGCUGCUGGCCCUGCUGCUUCUGCUUUCCUGUCCAUGGGCCAAUACCAGUGCUCUGCGGGGUCAGAUUGUGGGGGGCCAUGAGGCUAAGCCCCACUCCCACCCAUACAUGGCAUACCUGAAGGCAGGGAUGUAUGCCUGUGGAGGCUUCCUGGUGGCCCCUGACUGGGUGAUGACAGCCGCCCACUGCCUAUCUGGGAAUAUCACAGUCAUCCUGGGGGCUCACAACGUCCACGAACCAGAAACUACUCAGCAGGUCCGAGGAGUUAUCAAAUACUACCAGCACCCGGAAUACAACCCUGAAACCACGUCCAAUGACAUCAUGCUUCUCAAGCUGACAGCAAAGGCAACUCUCAAUGACUAUGUCAGGACCAUUCCACUGCCCAAGACCAGCAGCGACCUCCCCACAGGCACCAAGUGCAGCAUAGCUGGGUGGGGCCGAAUCGAUAAUGACCGUGCUACCGACAAGCUCUUUGAAACCAAAGUCUCCAUCUACAGCCGCAGGAAGUGCAUCCAGUUCUUUCCACAUCUCAACACCGGCAUGGUCUGUGCUGGCAGCUUCCAUGAGCUCAAGGAUUCUAGCCAGGGAGAUUCUGGUGGACCCCUGGUAUGCAAUAAGGUGGCACAAGGUGUCGUUUCCUUCGGGUAUGACAACCCGCCCGGGGUCUACACCCGCAUCUCCAACUACCUGCCCUGGAUCAAAAACAUCAUGAAGAAGUAG
This is a messenger RNA of Merops nubicus (carmine bee-eater), 741 nucleotides long. RefSeq names its product mast cell protease 1A-like. NCBI's taxonomy places the organism in Eukaryota, Metazoa, Chordata, Aves, Coraciiformes, Meropidae. The record is from RefSeq and is a predicted model, not a curated record. Gene Ontology annotation, molecular function: serine-type endopeptidase activity. The transcript is spliced from 5 exons. The coding region runs from base 1 to 741 and encodes 246 amino acids. Gene Ontology annotation, biological process: proteolysis.